Cavenderia fasciculata is the source of this 123-nucleotide messenger RNA. RefSeq lists its product as uncharacterized. The transcript is spliced from 2 exons. Lineage: Eukaryota; Evosea; Eumycetozoa; Acytosteliales; Cavenderiaceae. Bases 1 to 123 code for a protein of 40 amino acids. The record is from RefSeq and is a predicted model, not a curated record.
AUGUCACGUUUACAACCAGGAGGAGCAGGAGGCUUUACAAAGCCUAAACCAUUCAUUCCACCACCACCAUCCCCAGCACCACCCAAAGGAAAUAUAUUUACACUUGGUGGAUUGGAUCCAUAA